Molecule: messenger RNA, 5372 nt
Organism: Calypte anna (Anna's hummingbird)
Lineage: Eukaryota; Metazoa; Chordata; Aves; Apodiformes; Trochilidae
Gene: ABCB1
Product: ATP binding cassette subfamily B member 1
Exons: 29
Coding region: 415-4281 (1288 amino acids)
Biological process (GO): transmembrane transport
Cellular component (GO): membrane
Molecular function (GO): ATP binding; ATP hydrolysis activity; ABC-type transporter activity
Source: RefSeq, a predicted model, not a curated record
UUCUAACAUUCAUAGUAGAGCUUGUAGCCCUGCUGCUUGUGCAGAGUGAAGGCAGGCAGCUCUUUAUUUUUCACAGGGGUUGCAGAAUAUCUAAUUAAGGAUUUUCCAUCGUUUUGAUAAAAACGGGACUUACUGUGAACCACACUGAAUCCUGUGGCACGAAGUCAGCAGCGGAGUUUUUAUCUGGUGAGAGACACAUCAACAGGCUCUAUGGAUCAUGUUUUUCUGGAUUAGCCUUAGAAGAAGGGAAAAGAAGCAAAGGAGUGGAACACUCCUUUGGAUGUAUUUGGUAUCAUUCUCCCUGUUUGUUCAAGAAUGGAUUCACCCUUAAGUGUAUCAGUUAGUUGGAGCACUCAGCACAUCUGAAAUAAGUUAAACAGUAUUUUGCAGGGAGCUUUCUUAAACAAAUUUAAAAUGCAGCCUGAAGAUGACAGGAAGCAGAAUUGUGCUGCUGAUGGAAAUAGUUACGAGAUCACUGCAUCCAGCCAGAGUCAUGAAUCUGAAGACAAACACAAGGAAAACAAGAAGAAAGCAGAAAAGGCUAAUAUGGUCAGCCCAUUUACAAUGUUUCGAUACUCCAGUUGUUCAGAUAAGUUACUAAUGAUACUGGGCACUCUCCUGGCAAUAGCCCAUGGAAGCAGUCUCCCUAUUGCAAUGAUAAUUUUUGGUGAUAUGACUGAUAGCUUUGUUGAUUUUGGAGGAGCAAAUUCUACAGGAAACAUUUCUGCAGUAAAUGCCUCAGAGUUUUUAGGCACACUGGAAGAAGACAUGACAAGAUAUUCAUACUAUUAUUGUGCAAUAGCAGCUGCUGUUCUUCUUGCUGCUUAUGCCCAGACUUCAUUUUGGACCCUAGCAGCAGGCCGGCAAAUAAAAAAAAUCAGAGAAAAUUUUUUUCAUGCAAUUAUGAGACAGGAAAUUGGAUGGUUUGAUGUAAAUGAUGUAGGAGAGCUUAACACUCGUCUGCUGGAUGAUGUCUCCAAGAUUAAUGAAGGAAUAGGUGACAAAAUUGCAUUACUUAUUCAAUCAUUAACAGCAUUUCUAACAGGAUUUGCUGUUGGUCUCAUAAGAGGAUGGAAAUUAACCCUUGUAAUACUAGCAGUCAGCCCUGUCCUGGGACUUUCAGCCACUCUCUGGGCCAAGGUUCUCUCUUCUUUCACUGACAAAGAGCAAGCUGCAUAUGCAAAAGCAGGUGCUGUUGCAGAGGAAGUUUUGGGAGCAGUUCGGACUGUAAUAGCUUUUGGAGGACAGGAAAAAGAAAUUAAAAGAUACUAUAAAAAUUUAGAAGAUGCGAAACAGUUAGGAAUCAAGAAGUCUAUUACAGCCAGUAUUUCUAUGGGUGCUGCUUUCUUACUGAUAUAUGCAUCAUAUGCACUGGCCUUCUGGUAUGGAACUACCUUGGUCUUAACUGAUGAUUACACUAUUGGCAAAGUUCUCACAGUGUUUUUCUCCGUAUUGAUUGGAGCUUUCAGUAUUGGACAGACUGCUCCAAGCAUAGAGGCGUUUGCUAGUGCAAGAGGAGCUGCCUACACAGUCUUUAAUAUCAUAGACAAUGAACCUCAAAUUGACAGUUAUUCAGAGGCAGGUCACAAACCAGACCACAUUGAAGGGAACUUGGAAUUCCAGAAUGUUUACUUCAAUUAUCCAUCCAGACCAGAUGUUGAGAUACUGAAGGGACUGAAUCUCAAGAUUAGUUCUGGUCAGACAGUGGCUCUGGUUGGUGGCAGUGGCUGUGGGAAAAGUACAACUGUUCAGCUCAUCCAGAGGUUUUACGAUCCCAAGGAAGGCACGGUUACCAUUGAUGGGCAGGAUAUUAAGACCUUAAAUGUAAGAUAUCUGCGGGAGAUUAUUGGUGUGGUGAAUCAGGAGCCCGUGCUCUUUGCCACUACCAUUGCAGAAAACAUUCGGUACGGUCGUGAGGAUGUCACCAUGGCAGAGAUUGAGAAAGCUACCAAGGAAGCAAAUGCUUAUGACUUCAUCAUGAAGCUACCCAAUAAAUUUGAAACUAUGGUUGGAGAAAGGGGAGCCCAGCUGAGUGGAGGCCAGAAGCAAAGAAUAGCAAUUGCCCGAGCUCUGGUUCGCAAUCCUAAAAUUCUUCUGCUUGAUGAGGCAACAUCAGCUUUGGAUACUGAAAGUGAAUCAGUUGUGCAGGCAGCACUGGACAAGGCAAGGGAAGGACGCACCACGGUUGUAGUAGCUCAUCGCCUGUCAACAGUCCGAAAUGCAGAUCUUAUUGCUGUGUUUGAAGAUGGAGUUAUCACAGAACAAGGCAAUCAUUUUACAUUGCUUGAGAAAAAAGGAAUCUACUACAAACUCGUUAACAUGCAGGCAAUAGAAGCUGAAGUUCCAUCAUCAGAAGAUGAGAAUGGACUUAGCAUCAAAAAAAGUGAAUCUGAACCAGAUUUUGAAGAAUCUUUAACAAAAGGGUUGAUACGACGAUCAACUCGGAGAAGCAUGAAAAAGCCAGGAGCACAGAAUGAUGAUUCUAACAAGAAAACGGGUUCACCUGAUGAAGAAUUACCUCCAGCUCCAUUUCUGAAAAUUAUGAAGUUGAACAAAACUGAAUGGCCAUACUUUGUUUUUGGAAUUUUUUGUGCCAUUAUCAAUGGGGCUUUACAACCUGCGUUUGCAAUCAUAUUUUCAGAAAUUAUAGGGGUUUUUACAGAAUCUGACAAGAGCAUUUUAAGAAAAAAAGGUGACUUAUAUUCAGUGCUGUUUUUAGUACUUGGGAUCGUUUCCCUUUUUUCCUUCUUUUUUCAGGGCUUCACAUUUGGCAAAGCUGGAGAAAUUCUUACAAUGAGGCUUCGAUUCAUGGCAUUUAAAGCAAUGCUUAGACAGGACAUGAGCUGGUUUGAUAAUCCUAAAAAUACCACUGGAGCAUUAACUACAAGACUUGCUAAUGAUGCCGCACAAGUGAAAGGAGCAACUGGUGUCAGAUUGGCAUUCAUUGCCCAGAACAUAGCUAAUCUGGGAACUGGAAUUAUCAUAUCAUUAAUUUAUGGCUGGCAGCUGACUCUGCUACUGCUAGCUGUUGUGCCAAUCAUAGCAGUGGCAGGAAUGAUUGAAAUGAAGAUGUUGGCUGGGCAUGCUAAAAAAGAUAAAGCAGAGCUGGAAGUUGCAGGAAAGGUUGCCACAGAAGCCAUAGUAAAUAUUAGAACUGUUGCUAGUUUGACCAGAGAAAGAAAAUUUGAGUUGAUGUACAGAGAACAUUUGGUUGUCCCAUACAGAAAUGCUGUGAAGAAGGCACAUAUAUUUGGAUUUUGUUUUUCCCUUUCACAAGCAAUGAUGUUCUUUACCUAUGCUGGCUGUUUCCGUUUUGGUGCCUAUCUAGUGGUACAUGGAUACAUGGAGUAUAAAAGUGUGUUUUUAGUGUUUUCAGCUGUUGUAUUUGGAGCAAUGGCAUUAGGACAAAGCAGCUCUUUUGCUCCAGACUAUGCCAAAGCCAAGAUAUCAGCAGCCCACUUGUUUAUGCUGUUUGAAAGUGUACCCUCAAUAGACAGUUACAGCGAGGAGGGAGAGAAGCCUGAAACAUCUGGGGGAAACAUAACGAUCAAAGAUGUGGCAUUUAACUACCCAAACCGACCAGAGGUCAAAAUCCUGCAAGGUUUGAAUCUACAAGUAGAAAAAGGGCAAACUCUUGCUCUUGUUGGCAGCAGUGGGUGUGGAAAAAGCACUGUUAUUCAGCUUCUUGAGAGAUUUUAUGAUCCGCUUGAUGGACAAGUGCUUCUUGAUGGCAAAAAUACAAAGACACUGAAUAUCCAGUGGCUGAGAGCUCAGAUUGGUAUCGUCUCACAAGAACCAAUCCUGUUUGACUGCACUAUUGCUGAAAACAUUGCAUAUGGAGAUAACAGUCGUAUGGUGCCACAUGAGGAAAUUGUUAAUGCAGCAAAAGAAGCCAACAUUCACUCCUUCAUUGACUCUCUGCCAGAUAAAUACAAUACCCGUGUAGGAGACAAGGGAACUCAGCUCUCUGGUGGUCAGAAACAACGCAUCGCCAUUGCCCGAGCUCUUGUACGUAAGCCCCAAAUUCUGCUACUGGAUGAAGCUACGUCUGCCUUAGAUACAGAAAGUGAAAAGAUUGUCCAGGAAGCACUGGAUAAAGCCAGAGAAGGUCGCACUUGCAUCGUGAUAGCUCACCGCCUCUCCACCAUCCAAAAUGCUGACAAGAUUGCUGUGAUCCAGAAUGGCAAGGUCAUAGAGCAGGGGACCCAUCAACAGCUCCUGGCUGAAAAAGGCAUCUACUAUUCUCUGGUCAAUGUACAAAGUGGGUCAAUCAACAUGUAAAUUAAAGGCAGUACGGAUCUCUGAACUGUCACUGGAAUUAUUUCACUACCGGUAUUUUUGUCACUGUAAUUAUAACUAAUAGUCAGUCUUGAUACUUUUGGUUUUCUUCCUUGCUUCUGUAAGUCCUAUGAAAACAAGAAAUACCAAGUAAAUAUGUACUGGUUUCUCACUACUGUUUCUCAUUAUUCACAGCACUCUACUAUGUAGCCAAAUCAGAGGCCUGUUGCACUCAUAAAAUUAAAAGCAUGCUAAGCCAUAUGUAUAUUUAGCUUGCUUUGAACUCUGUCAAAGUCAUGCUAAUCAAGACGUGUCUGGUAAGCAACCUGUAAACAUCUUAAUGCUCAGAAAAAAAUAGUUUCCCUAUUGCUAGGAAAAAAACUUCAUGCCUUAACCUCGCUGUGCCUGUGUAAGACGUGAUCGGUCCUGCCCUAUUGGGCUUGUACCGACUUGUUAUGAGAACUUGAAGGUCAGGUGGAGCUUUGAUGACAGAUAUUCUUGUUAUUAUGUGGAGUUUUAGUGUGGGUUGACAGCAAGAAGUCUUGAAAAUAUGGGCACAGGCUGAAAACAAAGGGCCUGGAACUGUUGGUCACUUUCUGAUCAUUGAAGAGGUGCAACCUUAAUGACUGGGAGAAGAUUGCUUGAAGUGUAAACACAGAAAAGGAGGAGCAGAUAAGAAAAAACCUACAACGAGGCAAGACACCUGCUGCAGCCUGGGCAAGUAGUAUCUACAGGUAUCCCAAAGUCCUAAGCUUCAGGGGUCAGGGACAAGAACUCUCAAAGACUGCAAUAUUUUAUAGAAGGUGAAUAUCUUGAAAUUGGGUCUGGAGGAGGAAGAAGAAAGGCAAACUUUCAGUGUUAGCUUCCUUCAAUGAAGAGCUCUUGAACUUGUUCACACUGAUGACAGACUAUCAAGACUAUAACCACUGAUACAAAUUCCAUGGCAUUGGGUCUGUGGUAUUGUAUAUUAGUUGCUAACUUAGGAUGACUCUUCAGGAGUAACUGCCUUAUCAAAAAUUAUUAAGAACUAACUAUUAGCAAUGUAUAUUUUUAAUGAGUAUGUGUACAGUAAAAUUUUGUUUUUAAGUUUUAAA